Molecule: messenger RNA, 4096 nt
Organism: Esox lucius (northern pike)
Lineage: Eukaryota; Metazoa; Chordata; Actinopteri; Esociformes; Esocidae
Gene: kitlga
Product: kit ligand a
Exons: 10
Coding region: 258-1073 (271 amino acids)
Biological process (GO): cell adhesion; positive regulation of cell population proliferation
Cellular component (GO): plasma membrane
Molecular function (GO): cytokine activity; stem cell factor receptor binding
Source: RefSeq, a predicted model, not a curated record
CCAUGUAAAAAAUCCACGAACUCACUGUGAUCUCCUCGUUCAUGCGCUCGCUAUGAUGUGUGCAUUUGGAUACCAUAUCUAUCAUCAACAGAGCUUACUGAAGCAGUUGUAUAAGGUUUAAUUUAUUUUCCCUGCUUGGAUACUACUCACUAGAGCGUUGGAUAUGUGCACGCGGGAUGAUGAAAACCCCUUUCCUCCCCGCAGAAGUAAGAUAAAAUAGGGUUUCGCAUACAUUGGAUUUACUCGUCUCAUUCCAUAUGAAGAAGCCAAAAAUUUGGAUACGCGUGUGUGUCCAUUUAUUGCUGUGCAUCAUCACACUUGUCCAAUCAAGUGAAUUUGGAAACGCUGUAACAGAUGACAUCACAAGCAUUUCACUAUUGAAACAAAAUAUACCUAAAGAUUACAAAAUUCCUGUGUCUUAUAUUCCUGAAGACGUGGGUGGAAUGUGUUGGGUAACACUAAACGUUUUUCGUUUGGAAGUCAGUUUACAAGGAUUAGCAGAAAAGUUUGGAAACAUUUCAUCCAACAAAUAUAAUAUCAGCAUAUUGAUCGAAAUGCUGAAAGAAACACGAUAUCACAUCAAGAACUUGGAGGCAGUCAUGAAUGAUUUUGAGUGCCACUACAGAGACGAUCAAUGGCAGACAGGACGCUAUUUUCAUUUUGUUGAAAAUAUUCUAAAAACAGCUCGUUCUAAUAGAAAUUCACCAGAGGAAUGUGAUCCACCUCCCUGUCCCACAACAGCACCAACAACGACACCACUACCAUACCCUUCAUCAGAACCAGUCAACUAUCCUACCAAAUGUGACAUCGCAGAAAAAAGCUGCAGUACUCGGACAGAGUCUCUGGUCUCGCCUGAGGUACUGGGGAAAAGCCUCUUGUCACUACUUGUCAUUCCUAUUGUAGCAAUCGUGUUUCUGUUUGUGUGGAAGGUGAAAUCCCGGAGGAACAAAGAUAAACCAGAUGAAAAUAAUUCUGUGGAAGGAGGCCUCUUCACAGGAAUUGAAGGGAAUGUGGUACCUCCACUAGAAGAAACAUCUGAAAAGAACAGAUUGAACAUCAUUGAGACGGUGUAAAUCUUCAAUCCUUGGAAAUAGGUAUACAUAGGCGCUUCGGAGAAAGAGCAACCAAACAAAAGCAAACGUAAAAAACAGAAUUUCUUACGAAUAUUUCUGAGAUGAAAGACUUCAUUCCUGCCCAGAAACUGUCAGUGCUCACAUAAGAGAACCAGAGAAUGGCAUUGCAUGGACCAAAUGGAUGUCUACUCUGUUGUAUCACACCUGCUAUGAGGUGGGGAAAGCUUGAUUUCUUCGUACAUUAAUAUAUUAAUCCAUCGUCUACUAUAACAUUUUCGUCAAGGGAAGCUAAAAGAAGAGUAACAUCACCGUGGAAACAUCUGGAGGCACUAAAAAUUAUUGAAAUAUGACAAAAACACAGUGAACGGGAAAAAGCCUUCCCCCAUAAGAACAUUGUGUGGGUUUGGCUGGAGGUCUAUUACUGAAGAAUGGGGCAGAGAAAACCUCCUACAAAUGGCUUUCUAAAGCAUAAAGGACUACCUCUAGUCGCCCUUACUUAACUCACCUUUUUCUCAGCAGCAUUCCACUCCCUGAGAACAAAUGUUCAAAUUAGUUAGCUAGAAAUAUUAACGGAUCUAACCAUCUGUUUUGUUUAUGUUUUUGGCCAUGUGUGAUGUAUUUAUUUAUUUACUCGAAAUGCUGAUAGCAGCUUAUUGCUGCGGUUGUGGGAAAAAAAGAAAAUUAAUCAGCUUAUCUAAACCCACCAUAGCAAUAUUUACUCAGUGUUUUUAUUUUCAAUAUUCAACCUUAUUUUCAAUAAGCAGGCCUGUGACCAGUAAUAUAAUUUCUGAGUUCGUUUCACCAUUGGAAAAAUAAUUACUGUGUAAAUACUGCAAUGCAGGUUUGAUUGAAUGGAGCCCCAAAUGACUACAGGCACAUUAUAAGGACUACAUAACCCAUACUUCUGCCAUGCAUAAAGCCUACACAAGCAGCACACAAGCAUGUAUGAACAUGUGUUAUGUAGUAUAUUCUUAAGAGAAACAUGGAGCUAUUUACACACACAUACAUGGUGUUGUUUAUGAAAGGGUCCUAGGAAAGGCAUUUGUUGGAGGUGUGGAUGAACACAGAUGUGCUGCUUUGACUAACUUCCAUUUAACUCACUGUACACAGUAACAAAUUAUGUUUUAGAUCAAGUGUAGAUCUUACAUAUCCAUACUGACAGAAAUUAACAUUUAAGGGUUUAAUAACUUAAGGUCUGUCUAUGCCUUCAAUGCACAGCAAUGAGGUGGUCUAGCCUAAAGUGAACCGAUAUGGUAUCAGAUUCAGAUUCUGGAGAUUGAGGUUCACCAGAUGAGCAGCAGUUACAGAGGUACCUACACUUCAGCAUGGCAGCCUAACCAGCCAUAAUGCAUUUUCUGUGUAUUGCACAUAUACAGCAUUGUUACAGUUGCACUCAAGUUCAACUUUUUGAAAAGCCAAAUUCAGCUAAAACAUCUGUUUUGGUGGUAACAAUAAGAUUUGAAAGUGUUCCACAUACACCAAAUCCCAGAAUAUAAGGUUUUUAAAUUACUAGUAUAUUUAUACAUUUUGAAAAGUGGUAUAAUCUGUGAGGUGAAUAUUUAGCUCCUUAUCCAGAAGGAACCCAACUAUUAUAUGAAUUAAGAGUAUGUAGGAAAACAGCAGCAUAUUUGCACAAUUUGGUUGCUAUCUUACAUGUUGAAUAAAACUGCUCGAUACACAGUUGUGCAAAUGCAGAAAUGCAAGCCCUCAAAUAGGCAUACACUCCUAUUGUUGACAGACGUUAUGAAGAACUUAACCUUUUGUAUUAAGUUUGAUGCUCGACCAUAUGUAGUACUUUUACCAAUACACGCAUUCCCUCACUUGUGGUGUUUUCAACGCUGCUACCUGGAUUUGUGCCUUGUUUGGAUUCAUGCUGUGCGACUCCAACAUCAAUACAGGGGAUCCAUUCAAAAAUCCCAAUAUGCUGUUUAUUCAAGAUCACUUGGAAGAUUGUAUAAUACCCAGUAUUUUGUGUAUGACUUUUCACCAAUCCAGCAAGAGACAACCAAACAAUGGAGGUACACAGUUGACUAAAAAAGCCAGUCCACAAACAUAUCUCAUUGAUAGGUGCUGGUUGUCUCUGUGGCCGCGGACCAAAGAGAUGAAACAGUCUCCUAAAAGGUGUUGCAGACUAUAAGAUAAGCAUGUUGUUGCUAGUUGUAAUAAUCUCCCUAUGAUGGAAGUGACCUGUUACUUCUAUAUUCUUUACAGCCCCUUUAUGUUGAUCUGUUACCCUUCUUGCAAUACACAAUUCCAAGUCUAAUUGGAAGCCAUUUUAAAUAUCCAUAAGUCUAAUUAAUAAUUAACACAUUAGUCAGAGCAAUAGUCUUCUUUAUUUGAACAAUAAUAAUCCACAACAUCAAACUCUUACAUAGAAAUUCUACACUAAACAAAUAUCUUAAAGUUUCAAGUCUGUCAUUGAUUCAAAUCCUCCAAAGCAAUCUUUACAAGGUGUCUUUAUUUUAAAUACGCAAAAACACUUAAUUCUGAAAGUAAAAUCUUCCCUGUAAGAAGGUCACCCUUGUAGUAGUUGUAGGUUUUCAUACGGUUCACCAGUAUGAGUUACUUCGAGCAUUGGGAAAUAGCUACUGUGUAAAUACGGCCAUGUAGAUUUGAUUGAAUUGAGCUCUAAAUUGCAUAUAUUAAAAAGAAAUCUGUAUGCUUGUACAGUUUAACUGUUGUACUUCUGUUGGAAACAAUUCUAUUGGCGAAACCUAUUUAUUUGAUUCAGUGUAUUUGGGGAAUUCAGCUAUUGGACUUUUCUGUUAGAAGAGUGUUAUCGUAACAUGAAUGGAGUGUAUGUUAAAAAAUACCACAUUGGUGUUCUUAUAGUUCUGGACAAAAGUGACAGUGACAGCAUGAGUAGCUGAAAAUGCUUGUUAUGAUUAAGUGUUGUUUUGUUGUUCCUUCCCCCAAAUGAAUUAUGUUAUACACAAAAAGCAUUGUGAUACAUUAAAACAAUAGCCACAACAACAAAAAAACAACAUAUGUAAGCUUUUCAAGAUUAAACUCCAGAAGUUUUG